Messenger RNA from Guyanagaster necrorhizus, 484 nucleotides. RefSeq lists its product as uncharacterized. NCBI's taxonomy places the organism in Eukaryota, Fungi, Basidiomycota, Agaricomycetes, Agaricales, Physalacriaceae. The transcript has 2 exons. The record is from RefSeq and is a predicted model, not a curated record. The coding region runs from base 9 to 257 and encodes 82 amino acids.
AAGAAAACAUGAUCAACGAAAGAACAGGGCUUUUUUAUGAGGAGAUCAUCGAUAGUGAUAUGAAGAUUCCCGAGGAGAGGAAAAAAGCUUUGCUGAGUAGAGGGAUGGGAAGCCAAGAGGUCAAUGAGGGCUUUGAAUAUGCGAUCAUAGCCGGUGGCCCAGCUUUGUGUGGAAAGUUUGAGAGUGUUGAUGUGUGGGGUGCAAUGGAGAAUCUCAAAAAUAAUGUCAGUGAAGAUGACAUCGACGAGCUCAAGUGAUACGCGAGAAUAUUGUGAGCGCUGGAGGAAGCUCAAAAGACUUUGUGAUUAGGGGCGAUGGUGGAGAGAUCCCACCGCCACGACUGAGCAAUAGCGAGCUGAUAGAUCGUACUCUUCACCUCGAGAGGAUACCUGUCAUUAAGGGAUAACUCCAGGUCCAGGGCAAGGCAGGAAGAGCGCUUCAAUGCUACCUUGAAUCUAGACACGGGAUCCUUCACGACUCCAGC